UCAGAACAGUGGAAGGUGAGAGGGAUACAAGUCAAACUAAAAAUACACAGAAUGAUCUUAAUUAGGAAAGUUCGAAUUUUGUAGUUGGGAUGUUUACUAAGAAACUUCAUUCAUGGGGAAGCAAGGUUUGAAAUUUGAUAAAUGAAAAGCAGUGGAGACAUUCCCUUUCACACUUGCCCUCCUCCCCUGAAGCUCAAAUCCGCCAUUGAAGAAGGGUGAAGCAGGUAUCGAUUCACAUGGGAGUUUGCUGGGGUGCCCCUGAUUAUCCGACCCCUAGCUUCACUGGAUAUCUCAGACCAGGACAGACAUCACUCACAUUUAGCAGCACAUCAUCUUCCGAGGAUGAGCAAAGCAGGAGCUUGGGAGGAAGAUCUGUUAAAGGCGUGCCCAACGGGGCGGUUGUGCCCUCCCCGGAUGUUAGAGUUUUCACCUUAGCUGAGCUGCAAAAGGCCACCAGAAAUUUUCGGCCCGAUUCCAUCCUUGGAGAAGGAGGCUUCGGCAGAGUCUUCAAAGGCUACCUCGAUGAGGAGGGGCCCUCCCAUGGCCGAGGCACGACCCCAAUUGCCAUAAAAAAGUUGAAUCCCGAGAGCGUGCAGGGAUUUAAAGAAUGGAAGUCAGAGGUGUCUUUUCUGGGCAGUUUAUCCCAUCCUAACAUUGUCAGGCUGCUGGGAUAUUGUUCGGAGGAGGGAAAUCUACUUCUUGUCUACGAGUUCAUGCCAAAGGGUACCCUGAAAAAUCACCUAUUUCGAAGAGGUACUACGGAACCACUUUCCUGGGUGUUACGUCUUAAGAUCGCAAUUGGUGCAGCCAAAGGCCUGGCUUUCUUACAUCAGUUAGAAAGACAAAUUAUUUGCAGGGACUUUAAGCCAUCAAAUAUAUUGCUAGAUGGGAAUUUCAAUGCCAAGAUAUCGGACUUUGGCUUGGCAAGAAGAGGUCCUGCUGGCGAUGAAUCACAUGUUUCUACCCAAGUCAUUGGAACCUAUGGCUAUGCUGCCCCUGAGUACAUAGCAACUGGGCAUCUGUAUGUAAAGAGUGAUGUGUACAGUUUUGGAGUUGUGCUGCUUGAGAUAUUGACCGGGAGAAGAGCGUUCGAUAAUAAUCGGCCAUCUGGGGAGCACUUCGUCGUGGAGUGGGUCCGCCCACACGUAUCGAGAAGGAAACUGGCUAGAGUGGUGGACCCGCGGUUGGAAGGAAGGUAUCCUUUAAAGGCCGCUCUCGAAUUGGCUCAGCUUGCCUUCCAUUGUCUCCAGAUGGAUCCCAAGAGCCGGCCUUCCAUGGACGAUGUCUUAAGGACACUGGAAAAAAUUGCUGCUCAUUAACCGAUUCUUGGCAUUGUGGGGGCUUUCCUAUCACGACAGUUCGACGAGGCAAAGCUUAGCAUUCUCUUACGGAUUCUCAUUUCAAAGAACCUGUCAGGUAGCUUUGAAUUCUGUGUUUUGAAGCAAUUGUCGCUUGUCCCGCAUCUGCCUCUAUAUUAGUGUCUCCCGGGUCACGAUUGAAACUGCUAUUUAGUUGCGAGAAUAUAAUCAUGGAUUUAACGUCCCUACUGAGGCUCCUUAAAAAAGGAUGAUUUAUAAGGCGCUUGGUUUUAGAGUUGAGUUGAGUUGAGUUUUGAUUUUAAUUGAGUUGUAAUAAUUGUAUUGUUGAAUUAUGAGAAAAAGUGUGAAAAAGUAAUGAAUAGUUGGGAGAAUUGAGUAUUAAAAAUUGAAUAGAGUAUAAUGGAGUUGUAUGUGAGUUUAUGUA
Molecule: messenger RNA, 1743 nt
Organism: Punica granatum (pomegranate)
Lineage: Eukaryota; Viridiplantae; Streptophyta; Magnoliopsida; Myrtales; Lythraceae
Source: RefSeq, a predicted model, not a curated record